Notothenia coriiceps (black rockcod) is the source of this 515-nucleotide messenger RNA. RefSeq names its product oxysterol-binding protein-related protein 8-like. The coding region runs from base 21 to 515 and encodes 164 amino acids. Lineage: Eukaryota; Metazoa; Chordata; Actinopteri; Perciformes; Nototheniidae. The transcript has 5 exons. The record is from RefSeq and is a predicted model, not a curated record.
UGCUUAAUAGAUGAAUUUGAAUGUUGUUUUUUGUUCCAGGUUUCGAGAGAGGGAAGGAAGACCUCCUGGCUCUGCCUUUGAAGGAGGAUUCUCACUCCAUAUCUAAGAGCAAGUCUGAAACAAAGCUGUACAAUGGCUCCGACAAAGACGUGUCUGCAUCCGGAGGAAAGCUCACCAAGAAGGAGUCCCUCAAGGUGCAGAAGAAAAACUACAGGGAGGAAAAGAAGAGGGCGACCAAGGAGCUGCUCAGCACCAUCACUGACCCCUCCGUCAUAGUGAUGGCCGACUGGCUAAAGAUCCGCGGCACUCUGAAGAGCUGGACCAAGCUGUGGUGCGUUCUGAAACCAGGCGUCCUGCUCAUCUACAAAACCCACAAGAACGGGCAGUGGGUCGGCACGGUGCUGCUGAACGCCUGCGAGCUCAUCGAGAGGCCGUCCAAGAAAGAUGGAUUCUGCUUCAAACUCUUCCACCCGCUGGAGCAGUCCAUCUGGGCCGUCAAGAUGUUUGAAAGCUGA